AUGGUCCGAUUGUCGAUUAAACAAUGCGAAAUCAGUGAAUUGACUAUAAUCGUAUCUAUUGCAGUUUUAUUUGAUAUAUGUGCAAUAAUUGCUAUUAUACUCUUUUUCAACCAUGAUGUUUUAGCAUGGGUAGCUGCAGAUCUAGUGGAUAUUAUUAUUGCUGUUCAUUUUGCUUUGGUUGUUGCUGCUUAUUCUGCAGGAUCUAAAGAAAAUAAUGGUAUAGAUAAAGAACCAGCUUAA
Messenger RNA from Cetraspora pellucida, 240 nucleotides. NCBI's taxonomy places the organism in Eukaryota, Fungi, Glomeromycota, Glomeromycetes, Diversisporales, Gigasporaceae. The record is from the annotation of a GenBank genome assembly.